Diorhabda carinulata is the source of this 1728-nucleotide messenger RNA. RefSeq lists its product as uncharacterized. The record is from RefSeq and is a predicted model, not a curated record. The transcript is spliced from 8 exons. Gene Ontology annotation, biological process: fatty-acyl-CoA biosynthetic process; long-chain fatty acid metabolic process. NCBI's taxonomy places the organism in Eukaryota, Metazoa, Arthropoda, Insecta, Coleoptera, Chrysomelidae. Gene Ontology annotation, molecular function: long-chain fatty acid-CoA ligase activity. The coding region runs from base 25 to 1680 and encodes 551 amino acids.
UUCCAUUUGUAGGAAAAUAUCCAAAUGGUUAGCUUCAUUAAAGAAAUACAAUUGAGGACCAAUUAUGCAGCAGACGAAGAAAAUCAUAUAUUCUUCAAACACUCAGAUUUUGAAUGUGAGGAACGUGGAUUAGGAUAUCAUUUCUUCAGAUACAUGCGAAAACACAGUCAUAAGAUUAAUCAAUAUAUUGCCGAUACGGAAAAAGAAGAUACAUACCAAGAAACAUUGGAACGUUGUGUUAGAGCUGCCCUUCAUCUGAAUAAUAGAAAUUUGACAAAAGAAGAUGUCAUUCUUAUAUGUUCAAACAACAAUCAAUUCACUGUUGUUGCCUUUAUAGCAAGUUUAUUUCUAAAUGUAAUUGUAUCUACUUUAGAUCCGACGUUGUCAAUUUUAGAGUUUAAUUAUUUAUUAAAAGAAAUCAAACCGAAGAUUAUAUUUGUUAUACCUGAAGUGGUUGAUAAAAUAGAAACCUCAAAGCAAAAUGAAGGAAUUGGAACAGAAAUAAUAGUUAUUGGCGAAUCAGAUCAAUACAAAACAUUUUCAAGUUUUUUGAAACCUCAUCCAGAUGAAGAUACAUUUGAACCGAAACAAGUUGAUAAUAUAUUUGAUACAGCGGUGAUUCUGAUGAGUAGCGGUACGACUGGUUUCCCCAAAGGAAUUAUGUUGAGUCAUUACGCUAUAAUGUCACAAGCAGCUAAUUUAAUACAUACGAAUAAUAUAAACAGAGUCUAUUUAUCGUAUGCUUCAUUCCAUUGGAUAACAAGAAUAAUGUCUUUAACCGCAUUAUAUAAAAUAGGAGCAGCCAAUGUCAUGGUCUCAAAAUUCGAUCCUCAUGAAUGUUGGCGUUUACUUGAUAAGUAUAAGGUAACGGACCUCUUUCCCCCACCCUACGCCGCAAUAUCAUUAGCGAAAACAGGUCGCCCUGAAAAUAUUGAUACUAGCAAUUUGUUAACAUUUUCGAUUGCCGGAGCGCCAAUACCAAAGGCAUACUUUUUCAAACUCAGGGAUCUUGUACCUGAAACUGUUGUUUCUCAAACAUAUGGACAAACAGAAAUUGCUGGGUCUGCAACUUGGAUUGAUGUGAAAAAUGUGAAACAAACGCUGUGUCUACAUAACAAACCCAACUCGGUCGGCAUGCUUUUACCUAAUAUUAUGUGUAAAGUUGUGAAUGUAGAUACUGGAAAAACAUGUGGACCCAAUGAACAAGGAGAACUAAGAUUAAAAACAAAAUCAAUCAUGAACGGUUUUUAUAACCGAGACUGUUCCGAAUCUUUCGACUCGAACGGUUGGUUUAAGACCGGUGAUAUUGUUUAUUACGACAAUGACAGUUGUUUCUACAUUGUCGAUAGAAUUAAAGAACUGCUCAAAUAUAAACUCUGGCAUAUAGGCCCGGCUAUGUUGGAGGAGAUUAUAGUGAACCACCCUGCGGUGUCCCAAGUAGUUGUGAUAGGCAAACCCCACGACGAAGAUGGUGAUCAUCCGAUGGCAGUUAUAAUACCAAAUGAAUCAUAUCUUGGAAAUAUCGAUGAAAAUGAUAUUAUAAACUUUGUAGAAGAACGUGUACCGGAUCGAAUGAAGCUCAGGGGGGGCAUUAAAAUUGUUAAUAGUUUUCCAAUGACUCCUUCAGGAAAAAUUAAGAGAGUUGAAUUGAAACAUAUGAUAUUAAAAGGAGAGAAUUAGAAAAAUUGUAUGAAUUAUUAAUAAAGGUUGUCGUAUAAUAACAAAAAA